GCUGAGCUAUGGAGGCCGCCGAUCUGCGCUGGUGCUGUGGUAGCAGCAGCAACGACUGGGACCUACACGCCGUGGUGCGCUUCGCCAGCUGCAGUGGUGGUGGCAGCCGCGUCACUACUAGCUCGCCGCUGCGGGCCUCGGACGAACCAUUCUCAUCCUGCCUGCUGCCGCCGCCGCAGUCACAGACGAAGGACGAGGUGACGGACGCCGCGGCGCCGCAGCAGCUCCCGACCGGCCCUGCCGUCGGCGUCGACGACUUGUGCCUGCAGCAGGCCUUCCUCGGCCUCGCCACGCCGCAGCCAAGAAACAACGAAGCGCCGCCGCCGGCCAAACGACCACGAACUCCCUACCGCAGUAAUAACGGCGUUGGCGGACCGACACGUUCGAAGAGAAAAAAGAAGAAGAGCCAGACGAGCAAGAAGGAGGUGGCGCGGGUGCCCGUGGGCGCGUCUCCGGACCCCUGGGCGUGGCGCAAGUACGGGCAGAAGCCGAUCAAGGGGUCGCCGUACCCGCGCGGAUACUACCGGUGCAGCACCGACAAGGACUGCAGGGCGCGGAAGCAGGUGGAGCGCUGCCGCACCGACCCCUCCACCCUCAUCGUCGGCUACACCGGCGAGCACAGCCACCCCGUCCCGCUCCAUCGCAACGCCCUCGCUGGCACCACGCGCAACAAGCCGCAGCCAGCACCGCCGUCCACCUCCUCCCCGGCCGAGCAGCCUGAUCCAGCUGCAUCGCCGAUCGAUGACACUACUACUCCGCUGCUUUGUCCGUCCGUGCUGGGAGUGGAGUGCGAGGAGGAGGAGGAGAACACUGUCGCCGCCGGUCUGCUGCUCGAGGAUGCGGAGAUGGAGGGAUAUGAAGACGUGCUGUUGUUCCUCAAGCCCGCUCCGAGUCCCAGCAACGGCAGUGGCUCCAAGGACGUCAUGCUAUUUCCGGAUCCCCAUAGGCCUGCUCCGGGUGCGGACAAUACCGGAGGCUCGGAGAAAGUCGUGCCACUCUCGAACCUCCAGUCCACGAGCUACCACUUCCAGUAACGACGAGCAGCAGCAGAUCGAACGGGCGAUGGCUCCGGCGGCCAUGAACGUCAGAGACGAGCGGUGACCUUUCUC
This is a messenger RNA of Zea mays, 1109 nucleotides long. Its product is annotated as Putative WRKY DNA-binding domain superfamily protein. Gene Ontology annotation, cellular component: nucleus. Gene Ontology annotation, molecular function: transcription cis-regulatory region binding; DNA-binding transcription factor activity. Gene Ontology annotation, biological process: regulation of DNA-templated transcription. The transcript has 2 exons. The record is from RefSeq and is marked validated. Bases 9 to 1034 code for a protein of 341 amino acids. NCBI's taxonomy places the organism in Eukaryota, Viridiplantae, Streptophyta, Magnoliopsida, Poales, Poaceae.